AUGUCGGCGUCGGACAUGUUACAGGAGAAAUUCGAAAUUGUUGUCAUAUUAGAGGGUACGAUUGAAUCAACUGGUCAGACGACUCAAGCACGCUCAAGCUAUUUAAAUAUGGAGAUCUUAUGGGGUCACCGUUUCUUGCCAGUUGUUGGAUACAACAACGAUCGUCAAGGUUACGAUAUUGAUUACUCCAAAUUCAAUGAAACACUUCCAGUCGAUACUCCGCUUUGCUCUGGACGUGAAUUAGCUGAAUUUUAUAAAAUUCAAGAGGAUAUGCAAACUCCCACCGAACAAAUAUAUCCUGCCAACGACGAUCAAUCCAUAACAGCAUCAACAUCAAUUAAAAAUUAAAGCCAUAUAAAUCGAUUAAUCAUGCAGCUCGUCACCGUACAAAGUGAUGGCGCCAAUUAGAGAAUGUAGCAGUGAAAUUUCCUUCAACUAUAUUCGGCCAAAAUUUUUAUCACGAGUUUUACCAACAUUUCCUGAAAAUCCAAACUGGAUCGAACAUACCAGCUCUGAUUCCAAUUUAAGAAGGCAAGUUCAAGCCAAUGAUAUAACAACGUUCAUCUCAUAUGAUUCAAUUAAUGAAUCGGAAAUGCUCUGAGAAGGUGCAUAGUUCAAAAAAAUAGCAGAUUAAAAUGUUUAUUCUUUAGAUGUUGAUAGUAUUUUAAAUAAAAUGAGUCUUUUAUUGUUCUGAAA
Contarinia nasturtii (swede midge) is the source of this 696-nucleotide messenger RNA. RefSeq names its product G protein-activated inward rectifier potassium channel 4-like. Gene Ontology annotation, molecular function: inward rectifier potassium channel activity. Bases 1 to 348 code for a protein of 115 amino acids. Gene Ontology annotation, biological process: regulation of monoatomic ion transmembrane transport; potassium ion import across plasma membrane. The record is from RefSeq and is a predicted model, not a curated record. NCBI's taxonomy places the organism in Eukaryota, Metazoa, Arthropoda, Insecta, Diptera, Cecidomyiidae. Gene Ontology annotation, cellular component: plasma membrane. The transcript has 4 exons.